UCUUGUUCCUGGCUUAGUGUGAAUGAAACCAGAGAAUACUGAGUACAUGGGAUUGGUUUGUUACAUCAGAAGUCACCAAAUAUCACUACAAAAUAGAAGAAAUGCAACACUGGGAGCAAUCAGGUUACGAGCCGUCCUUACCCAUCACAGAGAAAUCAAAUCCAAUCACCACAGAUAUCGAUAGAGCAGACCCCAACGGGAUUGUACAAAUGCUGGAAAAAUGUGAUGCAGAGAUGUUUCAGAAAACAGUGCAUGAAGACUCCAUGUAUCAGAAAUUGAACAGCUGUUCUGUGAUCCAAACAAUGGUGGAUAUAUCUAAGAAAGUGGAAAUGAUUCUCAAGGAUCCAGAAAACAGUCUGAUUGUACUGAGUGGAUGUGGUACCUCAGGCCGUGUUGCAUUUCUUUUGGCGACAUCCUUUAACAGAUGGCUCGCUGCUCUUCAUGAAAAUCAAAUCUAUUCUUACAUCAUUGCUGGAGGUGACAAGGCCCUGCUGACAUCACAGGAGGCUCCAGAGGACAACCCCUCGCUGGGAGCACUCAUGCUGGACAAGGUUUGUUCGGGCAAGAAGCACGUCCUCUUUUUUGGGAUAUCCUGUGGUUUGUCCGCUCCUUUUGUUGCUGGACAGCUUCACCUCUGUCUGAACAACCUGGAGGUCUUCACUCCAGUGCUGGUUGGGUUUAAUCCUGUGAACAUGGCACGGACUGAGCUCAUGCGGGACUUUCCAUCAAACUUCAGGAAGAUUGCAGAGAAAAUGAGUGAAAUGCAGAAACACCAAAGGGCUUUUGUGCUUAAUCCAGCAGUGGGGCCUGAAGCUAUUACCGGAUCUUCAAGAAUGAAAGGAGGAAGUGCCACAAAACUAAUGCUGGAAACUGUUCUUCUGGCGGGACAUGAAGCUAUGUACAAUAAGACAGCAGUAACACCUGAUGGUGAGUUGGCCUUGAUCGAAAUGAAUGAGAAAGUUCAUAAAGUCACAUACUCAAAGAACAAAAAACUGGCCGCCCUGGUUCAGAAGGCUGGAGUCAGCCUGCGGGGGAAAGGACAUGUGUAUUACCUUGGAUGGCAAACUCUAGGCAUUAUUGGGAUUAUAGACGCCAGCGAAUGCAUUCCAACAUUUGGAGCAGCCUUUGAAGAUAUCAGAGGCUUUAUUUGCAGAGGCUUCAGUGAAAUCAACAACAAAGAGGGAGACCUGUCAUCUGAGGGACUACAUUUCUCUAUCAGCCACAAGGACUUUGUGAAGAGGAUUUUACCCAGCCUGAGUGACAAUGACAUGGUGAUUUUUCUCUUCAGUGUACAUGAUGACCUGAAUGAGGUGUCUGAGUUGGCCAAGUGUGUAGGACAUAAUACAUCAAAUAUCCAUGCACUCAUCCAUGACCUUGAUGGACACUGUGUUCCAGACAGCAUUAAGGGCUUAUUUAUGACUGGCCUCAACAUCACAUGGCCGUCCUCUUUAUAUGAACAGCGCUCGAUCCUAAUGAACCAGCACUGGGAACUUUCUACCAAAUGGUGCCUCAACGCAAUCAGCACAGGUGCUCAUAUUCUAAAAGGGAAAGUGUACAAGAAUUACAUGAUAGAUCUCAGAGUAACCAAUAGCAAACUCUACAGAAGAGCUAUUGGUAUGUUACAGAGGUUCACGAAUAGCACCCAAACACAGAGUGAAACAGCUCUACUGAAAUCCAUCUAUGAUGUGGAGGAGUUGACCGAAGAGAUAAGCUCAGCAGACGUCACACAACACACACUGACGGCUAACCAAAAGGACCAGGUUGUUCCCACUGCACUGGUGAUGCUACAGACUGGCUGUUCGCUUGCUGAGGCAAAGUCUCACUUAGAUGCUCACCCUGUGAUUCGAGAUGCAGUGGCUGCCUGCCUGAGGUUGUCUUAAUGUGCUGAAGGUCUGAAGACUGCAGCCUGUGAAUAGAGCAGUAAAAAUUAAUAGGUAUAUAAUAAGUAACAAUUAUGAUAUAUGAUGAAUAAUCGUAAAAUGUACAAUAAAAGAUGUAGUCCCUUAAAGUGCAAACAAAUAUUGCUGUUAUUUGCUUUAGGAUUGCUAAUAACUACUACUAAUACUAUCAAAAACUUUUACUACAUGUAAUGGCACAGGGACUAGUAUCACGUCCCAUGACUUUUGCCAUGUCUUAUUGGAGCUAAAGAACAUGGCACAGACCAGUGGGGUAUGCGAAUGUGGAGGUGUUUUCUGCUAGAGUUGCUGGUCUGACCAUGCUAGCCUGAUUCUGCUGGUCUUGAUCAUUAGUUAAGAUGACUGUAUUUUGUACAAUCUCAGGAUAUUCACUAGAUCUAAAGUGCUGAAAUGGUAAAAAUAUACUGAAGAAAACUGGAACAACAUGGAAAACCUUUACAACAAAGUUAUUUCUUCUAUUCAAAUAAAUUAUUUCAGUUCUGUAUAAAA
Astyanax mexicanus (Mexican tetra) is the source of this 2405-nucleotide messenger RNA. RefSeq names its product glucokinase (hexokinase 4) regulator (gene gckr). Gene Ontology annotation, biological process: glucose homeostasis; negative regulation of glucokinase activity; carbohydrate derivative metabolic process. The transcript has 19 exons. The coding region runs from base 102 to 1880 and encodes 592 amino acids. Gene Ontology annotation, cellular component: mitochondrion; nucleoplasm; cytosol. The record is from RefSeq and is a predicted model, not a curated record. NCBI's taxonomy places the organism in Eukaryota, Metazoa, Chordata, Actinopteri, Characiformes, Acestrorhamphidae. Gene Ontology annotation, molecular function: enzyme binding; fructose-6-phosphate binding; enzyme inhibitor activity.